Molecule: messenger RNA, 426 nt
Organism: Bathycoccus prasinos
Lineage: Eukaryota; Viridiplantae; Chlorophyta; Mamiellophyceae; Mamiellales; Bathycoccaceae
Exons: 1
Coding region: 1-426 (141 amino acids)
Source: RefSeq, a predicted model, not a curated record
AUGGAUAGCGGUAAGGAAGACAAAGCCAUUUCCUUAAAGGAAGAGGGAAAAUUCGUGAAAGAGUGGGAUAAGUUGCGGAAAUUUUCACAUGUUUUGCAUCGCGAUCUCGGGGGGGACCAACGACAUGGCAUUGGACAUGUUGGCAUGGAAGAAGAAUUUGCCCGGCCGUCUCAGAAGAAGAAGAGGAAAGCGGAGGAGGAGGAGGAGGAAAAGGCGGAUCUUUUGAGCUCGUGCGAUACUUCCUUCGCUUCUACUCUAUCAGGGAAUUGGCCCACGCCCGACAAAGAGGAUUGCGUCGAAAGCGGAUCCCCAAAAGGCCUGAGAAGAUGGUUCCCCCGGAAUGGAUCCCCGGGUACGGCAAGACAUGGAUGGACCAAAAUCCAUCGCCGUAUGAGUCGCAUGGCACCGGGGAGGAAGACGAAGUAG